AUGUAAUCUAAACUAAAUAAUCCAGAUGAUACUUACAAUACAGAACCAACUGCAGCAAACAAAGUAUAAAUUAGAUUAGACAAAUUUUAUAUACCGAUAUUGAAGAAAACGAAAGUGCAUAGAGUGGUUUUUAGAGAUGAAUGUCAAAAAGGAAAGACAAUUGCAGAUAUUCAUGUUGUUGAAAAUUGGAAAAGAUAUAAUUAGUUAACAGAGGAAUCAGCGAAAACCUGCUGUUCCACAUUCUGA
Messenger RNA from Paramecium tetraurelia, 246 nucleotides. RefSeq lists its product as uncharacterized. The transcript has a single exon. Lineage: Eukaryota; Ciliophora; Oligohymenophorea; Peniculida; Parameciidae. The record is from RefSeq and is a predicted model, not a curated record.